GGGGCGUCCAUAAAUUACGUGAGAUGAUUAAAGGGGGGAGGGGGUCGAGUCAAAUCUCAUCUAAUCUCACGUUGGGGAGAGGGGGGGUCUCAACAAAUAUCACGCAAUUUAUUCUCUGAUUGAAACAAAAAAAAAAUUAUACUAUUUUGGUCCAUUUAAUCCAAAUUGUAUGUACAUGCUUAAAAUUUAAUCUUAAGCGCCAUCGUAAUACGAUUACGAUUAUUCACUAAUUCGUUCGAAAGAAAAUAAUUUCAUUCAUACUUCGACGUUAUACAUCUACUGAAUGUCAAACCACCAUAUUUAUUUUAUUCCCAAUAGCUCAAUUUAGUCUGAAUUUACGGUACAGUGUAGCCUGUUCUUUGUUUUCGCGCCACUGUCAGCCGAACUUGCGACUCGAUGAACGAGAGCGUACGAGCUGAGUGGCAGCGACACACUGACAGGUUCUAACCUUCUUUGUUUAUUCUUGUAAUUGUUUUACUCGACUCAGUGCAUGCUCUUACUAUUUUAAAAUGAGUUAUCAAGAUUUUUAUAACGCAUACGUCAAAAGAUACGUCUAUAAGACAAAGAAGUCCUGCCAGGACGAUGUGAUAAAAUUAUGGAAUACCGCGAAGCAAAAAUUCCCGAAGAAAGAAGAGUUAACACAUCACAUUCAACAUGAGAUUGAACGGCUUCUCAGAGAAGCCACUGAGAGAAAAGUUCGGUCUACUUUAGCAUUCCUUCCAAAGACUAACACUAAGAUUUUCAACAAUUCUUUGAUUCAGGCUGGGACAAGCACUGAGAGUGUUCCAAACGUGGAAUGUACAGGUCAGGUUCAGAUCAACGAUCAUAAUAUUCAGCACGCGGAAUCUGCGGUUCAGGAUGAGAUUAAUGACCAGCAGUCAGGAGAUCAAGAUUUGGACGUUGGCGCUCAACCGGCAGGUGCUUCGAAACGGAAAAAUCAACCUCUUGUGAUCAGCGAUGAUGAGGAUGAAGCUAUGUCGAACACUACACCAUCCAACUGAAAAUCAUAUGGACAUGUUAGUUCCAAUAAUCUCUCUUGAGACCGCGCAUAAUUCUCCAUGGACUGAAUUAGAGUAGAUAUUCUUUUUUUUUAAAUCACAAUAGUCAUGAUUUAAGUAUUCUAUUGUUAAAUUUUUAUUACAUUUAUAACUCUCAGCAAUGACAGCAAUAUUGAUUAUUAGUCUUAACUAGUCGUAAAUAAAAGCACGAACCAAAUUGUUUUUUUCUUUUUACAAUAAACAAUCCAACGCGUUUACGUAAUAAACCCACAUUCAGAAAAAUCUCACGUGAGAUUGGGGGUC
Molecule: messenger RNA, 1301 nt
Organism: Cydia pomonella (codling moth)
Lineage: Eukaryota; Metazoa; Arthropoda; Insecta; Lepidoptera; Tortricidae
Exons: 4
Coding region: 510-1001 (163 amino acids)
Source: RefSeq, a predicted model, not a curated record